AUGAAGCUCCUCACCAAGGAAGAAGAAGAUGCUCACUACAGAGCAGUUCUCAAAGGCGGCACAAUCGGCACAGUCCUGGGCCUGAUCGGCGGGUACGCCGGAGUCAUGGCCGCCUCGCGCCGCUACCACACAAUCCGCAACCUGACGCUCCCCAUGAAAGCCUUCCUGAUGACGUCGUCGGGUACCUUCGUCGGAAUUAUCGCGGCAGACAACUCAUCCCGGAACUACGAAGCCGAGCGUAACGCCGACCAGCAAUGGUACCAGAACCGAGAGCAGCGGCUGCGCGAGGAGUCGCUGCAGGGCAUGAGCUUUAUGGAGCGGUCGCUGGCGUGGGCCCGCAAGGAGAAGUACACUAUUGUCACGGCGACGUGGGUGGCGUCCAUGAUUGGAAGCUUUGUGCUCGUCGGCCGGAACCCGUAUCUCAGUGGACAGCAGAAGAUCGUUCAGGCUCGUGUCUACGCCCAGGGAUUGACGCUGGCGGUCUUGGUUGCUAGUGCGGCGUUUGAGAUCAGUGAUCAGAAGAAGGGCAAGGGCAUCUUGAAGAAGAAGUUGGAGGAGGAGAGCGCCAAACAGGGUCAUGUUGUUGAGGAGCUGCCGGUACAGCAGGAGCAGGGCGAGGGCGAGGGCGAUCUGUGGAAGGAUAUGGUCGCUGCUGAGGAGGAGAGGCUGAAGAAGAAGCACCAGAGUGUUUGGGAGCAUCCCGAGUUGCAUAAGGAGGCCCAGCAGCAGCAGGCUAAGGAGGUCAAGUCGGAGGAGAAGAAGGAGCAGCAGUGA
Molecule: messenger RNA, 774 nt
Organism: Aspergillus bombycis
Lineage: Eukaryota; Fungi; Ascomycota; Eurotiomycetes; Eurotiales; Aspergillaceae
Product: HIG1 domain-containing protein
Exons: 2
Coding region: 1-774 (257 amino acids)
Biological process (GO): mitochondrial respiratory chain complex IV assembly
Cellular component (GO): mitochondrial inner membrane
Source: RefSeq, a predicted model, not a curated record